GUAACCGCUGUGUGCUCUGACUUCCCGCAGUGCACCUACGUGUCGGUCGCGCAGGUGGCGCGGACGCACGCCGUGGUGCUGAGCCGGCCCUCCUGGCUCUGGGGUGCGGAGAUGGGCGCCAACGAGCACGGCGUCUGCAUCGGCAACGAGGCGGUGUGGGGCAGAGACGAGUUCUGCUACCGCGAAGCGCUUCUCGGCAUGGACCUCGUAAGGCUUGGACUCGAGAGAGCGGACACAGCUGAAAAGGCUCUUACUGUCAUAGUUGAUUUGCUAGAAAAAUAUGGACAGGGAGGAAAUUGUAUGGAGAGUCAAGUGGCAUUUACAUACCAUAACAGUUUUCUGAUCGCCGACAGAAAGGAAGCAUGGGUGCUGGAGACAUCAGGAAAAUACUGGGCAGCAGAAAAGGUAGAAGGAGGUGUACGGAAUAUUUCCAACCAGCUGUCUAUCACAACCAAGAUUGACAGAGAACACCCAGAAUUGAAGGAAUAUGCCAAAAGCAAGGGCUGGUGGGAUGGGGAAAAGGAAUUUGAUUUCGCUGCCACAUAUUCGUUUGUAAACACUGCCAGAAUGACCACAUCCAGAAGCCGAUAUUGCGAAGGCUAUAAACUUCUGAACAAACACAAAGGAUCUAUCACAUCUGAAGUAAUGAUGGAAAUUCUUCGUGACAAAGAGAGUGGCAUUAAUAUGGAAGGUGAAUUUAUGACAACUGGAAGCAUGGUGUCUGUACUGCCUCAGCAGCCUAAUCUGCCGUGUGUUCACUUCUUUACUGGAACUCCAGAUCCUGCAAGGUCUGUAUUCAAGCCUUUUAUUUUUGUGCCCAGUAUUACUCAGUUAUUAAAAACUAGCUCCCCUACAUUUGGUCAUGAUGAUCCAGUUAAGAAGCAACCACGUUUUCAGACUAAGCCCGAUCGAAGACAUGAGCUCUAUAAAAAACAUGAAAGUGCUGCUGUAGUUAUGGAAACUACCAAGGACCAAGGUAAACAGAUGCUGAAAGAGAUACAGGAGUUGGAGAAACGGAAGCUCAGUGAAAUGGAAUCAAUCCUGCAAAAUGGAUGUCUCGACAUGAACCAAGUGGUUAACCUUUUUUCACAGUGUGUAGAAGAAGAACUCAAAAUAUAUAGCUAA
Messenger RNA from Merops nubicus (carmine bee-eater), 1125 nucleotides. It is a transcript of the gene SCRN3, whose product is annotated as secernin 3. Gene Ontology annotation, biological process: proteolysis. The annotation marks the transcript as partial. The record is from RefSeq and is a predicted model, not a curated record. NCBI's taxonomy places the organism in Eukaryota, Metazoa, Chordata, Aves, Coraciiformes, Meropidae. The transcript has 6 exons. Gene Ontology annotation, molecular function: cysteine-type exopeptidase activity; dipeptidase activity.